Molecule: messenger RNA, 753 nt
Organism: Malaya genurostris
Lineage: Eukaryota; Metazoa; Arthropoda; Insecta; Diptera; Culicidae
Exons: 3
Coding region: 158-619 (153 amino acids)
Source: RefSeq, a predicted model, not a curated record
CAGGUUUACAUAGGAGAUCGAUAAUGGAAUAGAAACUGUAACAAACGUAUCCCCAGCAAGCCAUUUAAGUUUUAUUCAUUCAAACAGUUCUGUCAAAGUUAAAACUGGCAUACGCUGCCGCUCUAUUUUAUAUAUAUUUGAAACACGAAUUUCCACAAUGUCCGAUUCAGAGGAGCAGCAAUUGGAUCAAUUUUUCAGGGAAGAUGCCAGGACAAUACUUUCUAUGAGUUUUCUGUUCCCGAAAUCUGUGCGUGAUAUGAUACGAAUGUGGUUUACUACUUUCUAUAAAAUGGGCGGAAAUUUUCUGGAUAAGCAAAUGCGUAAUCAAUAUGCUGCCCAUAUGUUAAUGCAGCUGGAGGUUAAACGAGGACUAUCAAAGCCAUUUGAUGAACCUGCUCCUGACCAUAUUAAUAUUCCACUGGUCAAAGUUUUAAGUACUGAUGACUACAUAAAUUUUUUCGAAAAAUGUGAAAAAUAUUACCGUCUGAAAAAGCGUCCUGACAUAGAAUCUCAACCUGGAUGUUUGCAAAUGCACCCUGCAGAAUUUUUGUAUAGUUCGCCACCCAUUACUACAGGAGUUGUUGCAUACGGCGCCUGCUUUAGUAAGGACACACAGUGAUGGCGCCAUCGAUCGUUCGUAAUUACUGCUCAGACUCAACAACAGAGACAGCCGGUGAAGCUAAAAUCAUUUAUUUGUAUCACGUAUUUCAAGCUGAAGAAAACAUGGGCGGCUUCGGCCAUAUUCGAAUGUAA